This is a messenger RNA of Saccoglossus kowalevskii, 2861 nucleotides long. RefSeq names its product DNA ligase 1-like. Gene Ontology annotation, biological process: DNA repair; DNA recombination; Okazaki fragment processing involved in mitotic DNA replication. Lineage: Eukaryota; Metazoa; Hemichordata; Enteropneusta; Harrimaniidae. Gene Ontology annotation, cellular component: nucleus; mitochondrion. The record is from RefSeq and is a predicted model, not a curated record. Gene Ontology annotation, molecular function: DNA binding; ATP binding; DNA ligase (ATP) activity.
CUCAACAUUGGCGGGAAAAUUGUGUUGUUGUGAUCCGAAGCAAGUUUGUGUCGAAAAGAGCGAUGGCACAACGAUCUAUAGCGUCGUUUUUUGCUUCCCCUAAGCCCAAGCCAGGCAAACAGGAACCAGGCGUUAAAACAGAGAAACCACCACUGAAAAGUAAAAAUAGAAGUUCACCACCAUCUAAAAAGAGUCCAGUAAAAUUACAACCACCAAAAAAGAAGGCAAGAAGAAUUUUAGAAAGCGAUGAUGAAGAAGAAGAGGAGGAAAAUGAAGUUGUCAAGGAGACAAAGGAUGUUGAAAUGGAAAAAGAGCAAGCAGAUGAUAAACCCAAAGUGACUAAGAGCAGUGAUGAAGAGAAGCAGUCUGAUGAUCAAUCAGAGAAGUCACAAGAUGAGAAUGAUAUCAGAUCACCAGGUCUUGUGAAAUAUACAUAUAGUACCAAAUCACCCCGUGGUAUUCCAUUACGAAAAACAGCAAGGAAGCACAUGAGGAAAGUGACUCCAGAAAAGCCAGUGAAAGUUGUCGAGAAUGGUACGUCUUGCAAAGAAUCAACACCGGUGCAGAAGGAAACUGAAAAGGACGAAAAUGAGAAAGAUGAGGAAAAAGAAAAAGUGGAAAAAGAAGUGAAAACGGGAAAUGAUGAGGAGGAAGAGAUGGAACUGGAUGAGAAACAAAUUAACAAGGAGGAGAAAACUGCCAAGUCUGAUGAUGGCAAGAUGAUUAAGAAAGAAACCAAGAUAAAGACUCCCAAAACCAAAGUGAAACAAGAAGUAAGCAGCGAAGAGGAUUCAACUGAGUGUGACAAAAAAACAAAACACAAGAAAGAGAAAAAGACAAAAGUGAAAGAGGAAAAUAGUGAUGAUGAACAGCAAUCAAGUAAGAAAGAAAAAAACAAAUCAAAGAAAAGAAAGAAGAUAGAGGAAGAAGAAGAAACAGAAACCAUGGCAACAGUUAAAAAAGAGAAAAUAAAGUCACCCAUUCACAACUUUUUUGCUUCACGUCCAGCAAAAAAGUCUGACACUACCUCAGUAAAAGAAGAGAAACCCAAACCUGAGGUGAAAAAGGAGAAAAAAGAAGAGAAAUCUGAUGAGGAUAUAAAAGAGAAAAAGCAGAAAGAUGAAAAACCUGCAAAAAGUGUCUUUGGUAUGCAGAAACCAUCAAGUAAAGAUAAUGCAUAUGAACCUUACAAAGAGAAAUAUCAUCCGAUUGACGAUGCAUGCUGGAAACGUGGUGAGAAAGUCCCGUACCUUGCCGUUGCCCGUACCUUUGAAGCAAUUGAAGAAAUCACUGCUAGGCUCAAGAUUGUGAAUAUUUUAGGCAAUUUUUUUCGUUCAGUGAUCGUUCUGUCACCGGAUGAUCUUUUAUAUUGUUUAUAUUUAUGUCUAAAUAAAUUAGCACCAGCGUAUGAAGGAAUAGAGUUGGGUCUUGGUGAGACUGUGCUAAUGAAAACAAUAGCCCAGGCCACUGGACGAAGUUUGGAUAAAAUUAAAAUAGAUACCGCUGAAAAAGGAGACAUUGGAUUAGUUGCUGAAUCAAGUCGAAGUAAUCAGCGUACAAUGUUUGCCCCUCCCAAACUGACAGCAUAUGGAGUGUUCACAAAACUCAAAGAUAUUUCUUCCAUGACUGGAAAUGCAUCGAUGUCAAGGAAGAUAGACAAAAUAAAGGGAAUGUUUGUAGCAUGUAGGUUCUCAGAAGCCCGGUAUCUCAUCAGGUCGUUAACUGGUAAACUACGUAUUGGUUUGGCAGAACAAUCUGUGUUAGCGGCUUUAGGACGUGCUGUAGCACUUACACCGCCAGGACAGUCUUUCCCACCGGAAAUUCUUGAUGCAGGCAAAGGAAUGUCGGCAGAAUCUUUAAAAAAGAAAUUGGAAGAAUCGGUGCUGAUAAUCAAAACUACCUACUGUGAGAUGCCUAAUUACGAUAUGAUCAUUCCAACGUUGUUAAAAGAAGGCAUUGAGGAAUUACCAAAGCAUUGUAAAUUGACGCCAGGUAUCCCGUUAAAACCAAUGUUAGCACAUCCUACUAAGGGUGUCACUGAAGUUCUCUCAAGAUUUGAAGAUGCAGCGUUUACAUGCGAGUAUAAAUACGAUGGCGAAAGGGCGCAGGUAAAUAAGAUUUCAUUACAAGCUAGCUUGCCUUUAAAAAAAGAUUACUUGGAAGGCGUUGGUGAUACAUUGGAUGUUGUUGUGCUUGGUGGUUACCAUGGUAGGGGUAAACGUACUGGUACAUAUGGUGGAUUUCUAUUGGCUUGUUAUGAUGAUGAGACUGAAGAAUUUCAGACGAUAUGCAAGAUAGGCACUGGUUUCAAAGAUGAAGAAUUGGAGCAGCACAGUACAUUUUUCAAAGACCAUAUCAUUGAGAAACCGAAAGCCUACUAUCGAUGGGAUUCGUCCGUAGAGCCUAAUCAUUGGUUUGAUGCUGUACAGGUAUGGGAGAUCAAAGCCGCCGAUCUGUCCAUAUCUCCAGUGCACAAAGCGGGAGCUGGAAUUGUAGACCCAGAGAAAGGAAUUUCACUCAGAUUUCCUCGAUUUCUACGUAUACGUGAUGACAAAAAACCAGAAGAAGCGACAUCAGCCAGUCAGGUUGCAGACAUGUACAGGAAACAGGACCAAGUUAUGAAUAACACCAAAGCUGGAUCCAAAAAUGAUGAUGAAGAGUUUUAUUGAGGAGGAAGCAUGUUAAAUGGUUGUCAUGGAAACUGUUUUUAUAUCUUUAUAAAGUAGGUUGAGAAAUUUUGACGAAAAACAGAUGGACGAUUAUUUCUGUGUAUGACAUUCCCAAAUUUUGUAAUAGAAUAGAAUGAUUAAUUAAUUAUCAUGUUAUAUUUACUAAAUAAAAUGAGAAUUUGAACUUGGAAA